CACACCCACUACCCUAAAACCUCAAAGAAGCACAAACCUAAAGUAGCAUAUACCUGUGAGGAUGAUUACCCCAAUUUUCUUCGUCUUUUCUCUCCUCCUUUCCUCCUCCCAUGCAGCUGUGCAAGACUUCUGUGUAGCUGACCUCUCUCUUCCUGAAAGCCCUGCUGGAUACGCUUGCAAAAAGCCCGCAGCUGUGACUGUGAAAGAUUUUGUCUUCUCUGGGCUAGGCGUUGCAGGCAACACCUCCAACAUUAUCAAAGCUGCUGUGACUCCUGCAUUUGCCACACAAUUUCCUGGCGUGAACGGCCUUGGAAUUUCCUUGGCUCGCUUGGACCUGGCUCUGGGUGGGGUCGUGCCAUUUCACACCCAUCCUGGAGGUUCCGAAGUUCUUCUUGUUGUGCAGGGAACAAUUUGUGCUGGGUUCGUUUCCUCAGCGAAUACUGUUUACAUCAAGUCUCUUAAGAAGGGUGACAUUAUGGUUUUCCCUCAAGGAUUACUGCAUUUUCAGAUAAAUUCCGGAAAUACUCAGGCUCUUGCAUUUGUCAGCUUCAGCAGUGCAACCCCAGGUCUCCAGAUUCUGGAUUACGUACUGUUUGCAAACAACUUGCCCACUGAAGUGAUAGCCGCAACUACUUUCCUUGAUACUGCUCAGAUUAAGAAGCUUAAAGGUGUUCUUGGUGGAACUGGUUGAUUAUCUGUGUCGUGUCAAUAUUCCUAUUCUCAUGAAAAUGCCCAUAAGAAUAGGAUCUUCAUUCUUCCGUUCAUGAGUAGUACUUGAGGUUUCUAGGUCUAUUAAUAAGAGCAAACAUGUGAGUUGUUUUUAGAAGUUUUCGAGUCUACGCUGGAUUGGGUACAUUCUGACUGCUAAUGUACUACGUAACAUAUCUGUUGAAGCCGGCAAAUUCCAUUAAAGAUGAAUAAAUAUUGUAUUGUGUUUGGUUUGUCGA
This is a messenger RNA of Carya illinoinensis, 947 nucleotides long. RefSeq names its product auxin-binding protein ABP19a-like. The record is from RefSeq and is a predicted model, not a curated record. Gene Ontology annotation, cellular component: cell wall. Lineage: Eukaryota; Viridiplantae; Streptophyta; Magnoliopsida; Fagales; Juglandaceae. The transcript has a single exon. Gene Ontology annotation, molecular function: manganese ion binding. The coding region runs from base 62 to 691 and encodes 209 amino acids.